UUUUUUUUUUUUUUCAAAAUAAAUGUAUGAGAGUAACCAUGUGGUGUUAACAAUUUCGCUUUAAAAUAUUUUUGAAAAUAAAAAAAAUAAGAAUAAGAACAAAAAUGAUUAGAAAAUAAGUACAAUUUAGAAUUAAGAGCAAAAAAAUCAAGAAGAAGGCUACCAAAAAAAAAUUAAAAUAUAAAAGUGGAUAUAUUUUUUUUUUGUUAAUUUGAAGUAGAGGAAAAUCACAACCAAAAUAAAAGAGAGAAGUUUCCGAGAGGCAGGAAGGUAAUUUGGGUAUCAAUUUUUAUACCUAUACGAUACAUAUGUACAUAAUAUGCGAAUUGAAAAAAAAAAUUGAAAUAAAAAAUACCAAAACUCAAAAAAAUUUUAGUCACAACAAAACAUUUGUAGUAUAUGUAGUACAUACUUAUUAUUUAGUAAGGUGGCGGUCUGUCAAUACAGCAAAAAAAUCCAAAAAAAAAAGAAGAAAUUAAAAAAAAAAUGAUUUGAAAUAUUUCAACAGAACAACAACAAAUAGAAAUGACUAAAACUCGAAAUAAUAUUAUAUUUUGGGGUUAUGUGUGUUGCUACCUACCUACAUACCUUAUUGUUUUUUUACCAACUUUAUAAACAAAAUUCAAAAGUAUAUACAUAUUUAUAUCUAUAUUAAUAUAUGAAAUUUUUUGGAGGGGUAGCUGUGGUGGUUGAUAAGUUAGAAACGUGUGUUUAUGUAUAUAUGCAAUAUUUAACUAUUAAAAAAAUGCUUUUUUUACUGCGCCAUUACUGGUAUUAAAGUUCAAGUUAGGUUUACGGAUACUUGUACCUAAAAUACAUGCACUCAUAUAUGAAUUUACUAUUUCCAUAUGAACAUCAUUGGUAGUGGAAAAUAAUAAAACUUCAUUUUAUUGUUGUAUCUAGUGACAUUUAUAUCUAUCAGGUCACCAAGCUCAAAGAGUAAAUCAAAAACUAAUUCCAAAUUUAUAUGGACUUUUUAUGGAAUGGAUCGCAAAUCAUUUGUGUGAAAGAAAAUUGAUUUAAAAUUUAAAUUUAAAAACAAACAGUUGGUAAAUUCACUCGAAAAAUGCAUUUAAAAAAAAAAAAUUGCAAUUUUUAACACAGCCAUCCUUUCCUGUCUUCCAAAUGGAAGGUAAUGAAAUGAAUUAAAGGGAAAAAUAUUCGUAUAAGAAAUUAGAUUUAAAAAGAAAUUCAAAAUCGCUUUUAAAAACCCUAUGUAAAAUCACAGAAAAUACUCGAAAUUCUUCAAAAAUAUAAAACAUUUAGAAUUGUUUUUGUAACGUGCUUAGUUCGCAAUAUUUCGGAUAAUAACUUCAGCUUGGUUGCUUAAUAGAUAUAUAUGUCAUUAAUUGUACUAUUAAUACGGAAAAGCAGUUCGGUAGCAAUGGAAGGUUUUAUAUUAAUAUAGGAGGUACCUGCAUACCUAAGUACAUAUCAGAUUUAUUAAACGUUAUAUAAUUCUACAUACCUAUUUUUAUGAAAUAUUUAAACUACUUUUACAUAUAUUACAUAUAAAGCCUAUUAAGUAAUAAAUAUUAUCAAUUUCUUGAUUUUUUAAAUGGAAAUAAAUUUGAUUUAUUGAAAAUCCUUCAGAUGUGUACGUUUUAUAGUGCGUAUAUAUAAUACAUAUGUAACAUACAUCAUUGCCUAACCUGCCAUAUUAUAUUACAAAAAUAGAAAAUUUAACAUUUUAAGUUUGUAGUAAAUGAAUGAAAUUAACGAUGGAGAUAUAGUAGAAUCUAAAAAAAAUCUUUAUUAAAAACAAAAAAAAAAAAAAAAAGAAAAUUGUAAAUAUGAGUCAACAAAAACAAUAUGGGAUUCUAAAUAAUGAUGGUGAUGAUGAAGAUGAUCAUGUACUGACGAAUGAAAAUAUUACUGAAAUUUGUAUAGGUAAUAAUGAUUCCGUAGUAACAACAAUAGCAGCAACAUUAUCAUCAGUAUCAGCAGGAGGAACAACGACAGCAACAAUAACAGCACCAUUAACACAUGGAUUAAUAAAUUUACAUGGAACGGUAGCAAAUUAUGUUUGUCAUAAUAAUAAUAUAAAUAACAGUAAUAAUAUUAAUACAAAUAAUAAUAUUAAUAAUAAAAAUAAUAAUAAUAAUAAUAAUAAAAAUAGUAAUCAAAAUAACAGAAGCAAUAUUAGAUUUAUGAAAGAUGAUGAUUUACCAUUAUGUUUUCAAGAAAUAAGACAUCAACAACCAAUUAAAGGUAUAGAUUGCGAGGCACAAUCAUGGCGUAUACGUGAAAGAAUGAAAACUGUUAGUGUAGCUUUAGUACUUUGUUUAAAUAUUGGCGUUGAUCCACCAGAUAUUGUUAAAAUACAACCUUGUGCAAGAUUGGAAUGUUGGAUAGAUCCUUCAUCAGUGUCACCACCAAAAGCAAUGGAAUUAAUAGGUGCUAAUUUACAAAAGCAAUAUGAACGUUGGCAACCAAGAGCACGUUAUAAAAAAGUAAGUGAUCCAACUGUUGACGACGUAAAAAAAUUAUGUACGUCAUUAAGACGUAACGCAAAAGAAGAGAGAGUAUUAUUUCAUUAUAACGGUCAUGGAGUUCCUAAGCCAACAGCAAAUGGUGAAAUAUGGGUUUUUAAUAAAACCUAUACACAAUAUAUACCAUUAUCAAUAUAUGAUUUACAAGCGUGGAUGGGUGCACCAUCAAUAUAUGUAUAUGAUUGUUCAAAUGCUGGUAUGAUUAUUAAUUUAUUUAAUCAGUUUGCUGAACAACAUGAAAGAGAAAUGGAAAAAGCAACUGGUGGUAAUAGACAAAGCCCAUCAAAUUCACAAAAUGUUACAUAUAAAAAUUGUAUACAACUAGCAGCAUGUGCUGCUAAUCAAAUAUUACCAAUGAAUGCUCAAUUACCAGCUGACUUAUUUACAUCAUGUUUAACUACACCCAUUAAAACUGCAUUAAAAUGGCAUACAAUGCAUAAUCCACUAGGUUUGGCAAAUCAAAUAAAUAUGGAUUUAAUAGAUAGAAUACCAGGGCAAUUAAAUGAUCGCCGUACAAUGCUUGGUGAAUUAAAUUGGAUAUUUACUGCAAUAACUGAUACAAUUGCGUGGAAUAUGUUAGAAAAAGAUUUAUUUCAAAAACUUUUUAGACAAGAUUUAUUAGUUGCAUCAUUAUUUCGAAAUUUUUUAUUAGCUGAAAGAAUAUUACGUUCAUAUGAUUGUACACCACAAUCUAGUCCAAAAUUGCCAUUAUGUUAUCGAAAUCAAAUGUGGUCAGCAUGGGAUUUAGCUGUUGAUUUGGCAUUACAACAAUUACCAAAUAUAUUAGAGAAAAAUGCACCAUAUCAACAACUACCAUUCUUUGAAGAACAAUUAACAGCAUUUCAAGUAUGGUUAGAACAAGGAAAUAAGGAACGUUCACCACCAGAACAAUUACCAAUUGUAUUACAAGUUUUAUUGUCGCAAGUGCAUCGCAUGCGUGCCUUAGAAUUAUUGGGACGUUUUCUAAACUUGGGACCAUGGGCUGUUAAUUUAGCGUUAGGUGUUGGAAUAUUCCCGUAUGUAUUAAAAUUAUUACAAAGUUCAGCGAAAGAAUUGAGACCUAUAUUAGUAUUUAUAUGGGCAAAAAUUUUAGCUGUGGAUAGUACAUGUCAAAUUGAUUUAGUGAAAGAUUAUAAAUAUUUUUUAAAUGUAUUACAAGAUUAUAAAAGCUCUAAAAAGCAACGUACAUUAGCUGCAUUUGUACUAGCUAGUAUUGUUAAUAAUUUUUUAUUAGGUCAAACUAGCGCAUUACAAGGUUCAUUAGUAUCAAUUUGUUUAGAACAAUUAUACACUGAAAAUAAUUUAUUAAGGCAAUGGUUAAUAAUAUGUUUAGGACAGUUGUGGCAAAAUUUUGCAAAAGCAAGAUGGUCUGGCGUGCGCGAUAUGGCGCAUGAAAAAUUAUAUCCAUUAUUAAAGGAUAAUGUGCCUGAAGUGAGAGCUUCUGCUGUAUUUGCAUUAGGUACAUACAUCAGCUCAGUAACAGAAAGAUCUGAACAUGCGAAUAAUAUUGAUCGCAAUAUUGCAUUGAUGUUACUCACAACUGUUAUGGAUGAUAUGUCACCAUUAGUUAGAUUAGAAUUAAUUGCAGCAUUACAAUGGAUGGUAAUAUUAUUUGAAUCACAGUUCGUUGCUGUUUAUUUACAAGAAUCAUCAACAAUAAGUGAAACAUAUUCAAUAAAUAGUUACUAUUUUUCACAUUAUAAUAAUCUUAAUUUAAAUCAUGCGAGUAAUAAUGGUGGUCUAACAAAUAAUACUAGGACAAAUGCCACAAAUGCAAUAUCAACGAACCAGGUCUUACCAGUUGCCUUAAAUAAUUUUAAUACAGGCUGUGGUGGUGGAAACGGAACCAAUAACUAUGAUUUAUUAAAUUAUUUUACAUUACACAAUUCUUUAGACAGAAAUAAUAUGAAACGAGGUUUCAGUUCUAGUUCUAUACCAAAUUUAUCUGUCAAUAUUAACAAUAUAAAUCCAACAAUCGGUAUUGGUAGAAUAUAUUUAAAAUUAUUACAUGGCAUAUUUUUACUAGCACGUGAUCCCUUUCCAAAAGUUGCUGAAACAGCACAAAAAUUAAUUGAAUACAUCAGAAACUCCGCCGUUUAUUUAAUUGCUGCUAAAGAAGCAACAACCGAAAAAUAUAUUAGUCCAUCAUCGGUUCAAUCAGCCAGUAGUUUAAGUUUGCCACCGAGUCCUAAUACCAGAACAAGUUAUUUAGGUGAAUCACCACCAAAUGCUCAACAAAGUCCACAAAUAAAUGUUAUGAGUAAUUCUACGACGGGUGUUAUAAUAUGUGGAAGUGGAGGUGAUAAAAAAUUAUUGACAACACAACAUGGUACAAGUGGUGGUAUUCCACAUUUUUCAAAUAGGGUAGUAACGUCAUCGCCUAUAAAUAAUAAAAAGAGGACAUCAUCAAUGUGUGAUGAACGUGAUACAACAACAAAUCAAAGUGGCUCUAAUAACAUUAAUCAAUCAUCAGUUCAAAAUGCACAACAGCAAUCUAGAGCAGCAUCAAAUAAUUUUGUUAUUACAAAUAAUUUAACACAACAGCAAAGAAAAAGUUGUGGUGCAUCGGGAACUGUUGGACAACAAUCAAGUAUAAUGAAAUCAAUAGUAACAACAAAUUUUAUAUCAUGGUCAAUCAGUCAAUUUGCUAGAUCAUGCGAUAACUAUUGUAAUGAAUUAAUACGGAUGAAUUAUUCACAAAAUGAAAGUAAUGGUAGUUGCGGUAGUGGUAAUGGCAGUGGUAGCAGUAGUACAAGCAGUAACAAUAGUAUCGAAUCAAAUAAAGAUAUAUCGUUACAGUCUCCAACAGUAAUAUCCAAACAACAAAGAAGUAAUUCAAUUAUAAUGAAUUCAUUGCAAAAUCAUCAACAAAUGCAACAAUACCCAAUUGAUUUAUAUUCACCGCAAUAUUUAGCCCAAAAAUCAAGAUUUAGUCGGAAUAAAGAAAUACGUCGUUUAGCGUUAGAACAACAAAAGCGUGCUAUAUUUCAUAAAAUUGAUAUGCCAAUAUAUUCUGGUAAAACGCAAUUUACACCAACUAUUGUUAAAUUAUUGCCAUAUGAAGAUAAGAUUGCUGUAGCAUACAAAAAUACAGUUAAAGUUUAUGAUUGGAAUAAAUCGACAUCAAUAUCUUAUAUACCACCAGAAAAACCAAAUCAAUUUAAUUUGAAUAAUAUAUUAUUAAGUGGAAGUAAUAAUAGUAAUAGUAUAUCAAUAAGUGGUGGUAUGGCUGCUAAUUCUAUAACAACAACGAACUCUAGACAUCAUCAUAAAUCAUAUUCUAUGAGCUCAACAAGUGGAAGUGUUACAUCAACUGGUGUAUCACCACUUGUCUAUAUUACUGGCUCAUUAUUAGGUGCAAUUGUAAAUGAAUCUGGAGAUAUUGUUAGUAAUAAUUUUACAGGUCCACGUGUAUCAACUAUUGAAUUUUUAAAUUCACAUGAUAUUCCUUUGAUAUUAGUUGGUUAUGAAGAUGGUACAGUUAGAAUAUGGCAAGAACAAUUAGUACAAGAACAAUGUUUAACAGUUAAUAAUCAACAACAGCAAUCCAAUAGUAAAUUAAUAACAGCAUGGCAAUGUCUUCCGUUUUCACAUCGUACUAAAGAGAUGGGCGGUGUUACAUCAACGUGGCAUCAAAAAUCCCAGCAUUUAUUUUUUGGUGGUUAUACAAAUUUUUUACGUUUAUGGGAUGUUAAAACAGAACUGAAAAUUUGUGAUAUACCAACUGGUACACAUGCAUAUGUUAGAACAUUGUCAUCUUCACCAAAUGAAAUUGUUGCAGCGGGUUGUAGUGAUGGUAGUGUACGUUUGUUUGAUAAACGUUGUUCAUCAAAUGAAAAUCGUAUUAUGACAUAUAGAGAAGAUACAUGCUCUAUAUUAACUGCAUGUUUACGUGAUAAUUGUGAAAGUUUAGUAACUGGAUGUACACAAGGUAAAAUUAGGUUAUUUGAUAUUCGUAUGAAACAAUCUGUACAAAAUUGGAAAGCAGGAAACGAUAUAAGCGCUAUUUCAGUCCAUACUGAAGCAGAUAUAUUAGCUUGCGGUUCCCAAAGUAUAACCAUUUAUGGUUUAGAUGGCCGACAACAAACUACUUUACGUGUAAGUGAAAGUUUUAUGGGUCCAAGAAUUGGUCAUACAUCUUGUUUAUCAUUUCAUCCAUAUAAAGUUGAUUUGGCUGGAGGAUUUGUUGAUAAUUCUGUUGCUGUUUAUAGUUCCUCAGGCUACAGUUAAAAAUAUAUGUAUAUAUAUAUGUAUAUAUAUAUUGUAUAUAUAUAUAUACAUAUAUAUAUAUAUAUAUAUAUAUAUAUAUAUAUAUACAUAUAUGUAUAUAUAUAUUAUGAUUUUUUUUACAUUUUAAUGGUUAUAUUAUAUAGGAAUAUUUUAAUUUAUAUAUGUAUAUAACAUGAUCAUGGUUUAUUUAUACAAAAUGAUUACUAUUAUGAGAAUAUUUUUUCUGUCUCACCUUUCGAAAAUUUUUUUUUUUAAUUUUUGAUAUAUUUAUAUUUGUUUUUGGCUUAUCAUGGAAAAAAGUCCAAAAAAAAAGUGCUCUAAAAUCGGUUGAUUUCUGGAAAUAACUUUUUAAAUAUAUUCUUUUAUUUCAAACAAAAAUAUAUAUUUUAUUAUGAGUAAAAACAAAAUAAAAAUAACAAAAUUUACGUUUCAAGUUAAAUUCGUUUAUUAUAAAACAGAUAUGAGAUUAUAUGAUUUUAAUUUAAAAAACAACUAAAUUAUAUAUAAAUUCAAGAAAAAUUUUUGUUUUUCAAAUCAUUAUGUAAUUUUUUAUGAAAAUUGUAAAUACAAAACUUUACUUGUUAUAAAUGGAAUUAGGGACGCAAAGCAUCUCAAAAUCCAAAUUUUUCCCUGUAUAAAUAUAAAAAAAAUAUUAAAUGAAAUGUUUUACUUCUACAAUGUUAUUGAAAUAAUAUUUACAGUCGAACCUGAUAAGCAUAAAAAGUUAUUAAUACGGGUAUUUUCCUUUGCUUGUGUCAGGGUUUAAAAGAAAAAGGAAUUGAAUGAUACCAUUUUAUUGUUGGUACUAAAAGAAUUUUGUUUAUUUACGGAUUCGACUGUAUUACAGACACGAAUGAAAUUUUUAUGUACGUUUUUUUUUGUACUUCAAAUAAUUUAUUUAUAUUUUUUUCAUAUAAUAUAUUU
This is a messenger RNA of Condylostylus longicornis, 7646 nucleotides long. RefSeq names its product regulatory-associated protein of mTOR (gene raptor). The record is from RefSeq and is a predicted model, not a curated record. Gene Ontology annotation, biological process: cellular response to amino acid stimulus; cellular response to starvation; regulation of autophagy. Lineage: Eukaryota; Metazoa; Arthropoda; Insecta; Diptera; Dolichopodidae. Gene Ontology annotation, molecular function: protein-macromolecule adaptor activity; protein binding. The coding region runs from base 1794 to 6722 and encodes 1642 amino acids. Gene Ontology annotation, cellular component: cytoplasm; TORC1 complex. The transcript is spliced from 11 exons.